Molecule: messenger RNA, 1470 nt
Organism: Diaporthe citri
Lineage: Eukaryota; Fungi; Ascomycota; Sordariomycetes; Diaporthales; Diaporthaceae
Exons: 3
Coding region: 1-1470 (489 amino acids)
Biological process (GO): actin cortical patch localization; endocytosis; plasma membrane tubulation
Cellular component (GO): mating projection tip; medial cortex; actin cortical patch
Molecular function (GO): lipid binding; protein binding
Source: RefSeq, a predicted model, not a curated record
AUGCAGUCCGUGCAGAGGAAAUUCGGCAGGCUCCUCAGCAAGAACCCAGGCGACAAUGCCAAAGUCUCGGUCUUGUUGAACGACUACGAGGAUGCAGAUCGCAUUCUGGCGAAGGCGAGCACUUUCCCAUCCUCCGCAAAAUCCUGGCAAGAGUCAUGGUUUACCCUAGUUAACUCGCAGCUCGAGAUCGCCAACGUCUAUGCGAGCCUCUACGACCCUAUAGUUGGCGCAUCCGACGGCCACGGUCGCCAGACUGCCAUCACCCCAGAGCUCCAGCUCCACAGGACCUUCGCACUUAAGGACGUCUACUCGGACCUGAGGACAGAGCUCACCGAGGACAUCACCUCGAUCGAGUCGCGAAUCAUUGCGCCUGCCAACAACGCCCGCCAAAACAUCGCCCCCAUACGAAAGACCAUCAAGAAGAGGGAGGACAAGCGCUUCGAUGUUGAGAAGACCCAGGACAAGGUCCACAAACUUCACCGCAAGGCAACCCGGACGCCCAAGGAGGAUGCUCAAUUGGCAAAAGCCGAGGACGAACUGGCAACCCUGUCCGAGGAGUUUGAAAUCGCCGAUCACCACCUGCGAGAGACCUUGCCCCCCAUAAUCCAGGCUACAUUCAGCCUCGUGCCUCCUCUUUUGGCUGCGCACAUUGUCAUCCAGAACCGGCUCCUCGGCUUAUAUUAUACUGUCUUACAUGGAUACUGUGAAGAGAAUGGCUUCCCGUCCCCAGCACCGCCAAUGGACGACGUGAUUGAGGCAUGGGCCCAAGCCUUUGAGCCUGGGAAGCGUGACGUGGAAUUGAUCUCUAUGAUUGCCCGGGGCAGAGGCAUCAGGGAGCCUCUGAACCUAUCGAACGAUGGCGCUCCGCUCGGCCGGCAGCUCUCAGCUCCUCCACCGGAACCCGGCAUGCGCCGCGCGUCAUCGAGCCUAAUACCUAGUGCCAAUGGGGGCCGGCCACGAAUAACGUCGUCCAACUCGGCUGCUCCUGCGACGUCGCCGACACCUUCGCCACAGCCUAGCCCUAACUUUGGCCCAAGGCCCGACGUCAAGAACUCCAACUAUGGUGGGCUCUUGAAGCCUACAGACUUCACGACCGCGAGUGAUCUGGGCAGGUCGUCUGGACAGGUCUCUCCGUCCCAGCUUCGCCAAACGUCUGCAGGUGACUAUUUCGGAAGCCGCAACCCACCCUCUCCAGCUUCCACGAUCGCGUCGAAUUUCUCGCAAACCAGCAUUGCGGCCAAGAAAAAGCCACCCCCACCGCCCCCACCGAAGCGAAUAGGCAGUGGCAAGCCAGAGGAGUACGUGAUUGCGCAGUACGAUUUCGCGGGCCAGGGCGCCGGCGACUUGUCUUUUCGGGAGGGCGACAGGAUUAAAAUCAUCAAGAAGACGCAGACCGACCAGGACUGGUGGACUGGCGAGCUUGCUGGCAGGAAAGGAAGCUUUCCUGCUAAUUAUUGCAAGCCCGCCUAG